AUGUUCCGUCCAGCUACCAGAGUGUUAGCCCGCGCGCCGGUCGCGACUCGUGCCCCGGCGAGUGUUCGAUUGAUAAGCAGUGGUCCGGCCAAGCGCAGCAGCUGGAAGAGUUAUCUCGUCCGGCUCGGUCUGGCUGGCGGUGCCGUUUACUAUUACAACACGAGCAGUGUGUUUGCGGAACAGCCAACGUUCUCUGCCCUCUCAUAUCUUAAGCAAGACGAGCAACCCGAAGAAACCAGGACUCUCGACUCCAUUACCCCCAAGAUCCGUCAAGAGCGGACCCAGCAGCUCGAGGACGACGCCGGCCAGCAAGGCGCAUUCAAUCCCGAGACUGGUGAAAUCAACUGGGACUGCCCAUGCCUCGGUGGUAUGGCCCACGGCCCUUGUGGGGAGGAGUUCAGGGCUGCUUUCAGCUGCUUUGUCUACUCCGAGCAAGAGCCCAAGGGAAUUGACUGCAUCGAGAAGUUCAAGGGAAUGCAAGAUUGCUUCCGUCUUCACCCUGAUGUGUACGGCGCCGAGCUAGAGGAUGACGAGCCCGAGGAAGGUGCCGCUGCACCUGCGCCCAUCGAACCAUCAGCGGCGACCGAACCAUCCAGCCCCAGCGAAUCCCCCGCCCCAGCUGACUCUCCCGCCGCCGUGGAAGAGGUCAGCGCAGCAAUUGUUGAGUCAUUGCCAGCUGCUGAGGAAGACCUCCUGGUUACAAAAGCCGCGCACGAUGAGGGAAUGGGCCACGAAACGAGGAAGACCGAGAAAUAG
This is a messenger RNA of Penicillium chermesinum, 756 nucleotides long. RefSeq names its product coiled-coil-helix-coiled-coil-helix domain-containing protein. The record is from RefSeq and is a predicted model, not a curated record. The transcript has 3 exons. Gene Ontology annotation, biological process: protein import into mitochondrial intermembrane space. Lineage: Eukaryota; Fungi; Ascomycota; Eurotiomycetes; Eurotiales; Aspergillaceae. Bases 1 to 756 code for a protein of 251 amino acids. Gene Ontology annotation, molecular function: protein-disulfide reductase activity. Gene Ontology annotation, cellular component: mitochondrial intermembrane space.